Molecule: messenger RNA, 558 nt
Organism: Botrytis byssoidea
Lineage: Eukaryota; Fungi; Ascomycota; Leotiomycetes; Helotiales; Sclerotiniaceae
Exons: 2
Coding region: 1-210 (69 amino acids)
Source: RefSeq, a predicted model, not a curated record
AUGUUGAGGUUUAAAGCAGCGUCAAUUGUAACUUUCCUCCUGCCACUUUUGCAACAUCCACAUAUCACGCCUUCGGCUCUUUUUCCCGCCACUUUACCACCACCAGCUUUUUUUCUCUAUCCUGAAUUAGAUGUAUCAAUUACUGUUGUCAACUUGUUGAGAGGGAAGGUCUCGACGCCAAGGAUCUUGGGAACAGCCACAACAACAUGAUGGUAUGAUCAUACUCUAUCUAUUCUUCAACGAUACCGACAGGCUACAUUAAAUUGACGGCGAUAUUACCUAUUUAUUAACCUGUCUCUGCAAGGAUGGGGAUGCCAUCCGGUUUCCCCAUUAGUAAUGUAACACAGCGUGCACCCAAAUGGGCAAUUCAAUGUCCUUGAUCUUGUCAUCUUCCAAGACUCAAGAGCAAGGUUUCAUGGUCAACAACAAGGUUGGUGAAUUACAACUGAAGCCGGAACAAUGGCCGAAUUAAACGGUCAUCGGUGUCAUUCAAAAACGAGUGGUCUUUGCGAUAAUGAAGAUGCUGCCCCGUUCCAUCCUUACUAGUAUACAUAUGCU